Colletotrichum phormii is the source of this 7482-nucleotide messenger RNA. Its product is annotated as phosphatidylinositol-4-phosphate 5-kinase. Gene Ontology annotation, biological process: phosphatidylinositol phosphate biosynthetic process. Gene Ontology annotation, cellular component: endosome membrane; fungal-type vacuole membrane. The transcript is spliced from 4 exons. Gene Ontology annotation, molecular function: 1-phosphatidylinositol-3-phosphate 5-kinase activity; ATP binding; metal ion binding. The record is from RefSeq and is a predicted model, not a curated record. Lineage: Eukaryota; Fungi; Ascomycota; Sordariomycetes; Glomerellales; Glomerellaceae. Bases 1 to 7482 code for a protein of 2493 amino acids.
AUGGCGAGCAACAACCCAUCGAAACCAAACUCUCCGGCAGUUCUGUCCACGCCCCCAGGCUUUAGGAGCCGCCAUGAUUCUAUCAACUCCAUAUCCACCGCUUCGCAGGCCGAUAAGGACCAGCUAGCCCAUGCUCUGAACAGGAUCCACACAUCGGCGAGCCAGUCCGACUCUUUGACGACAUUCAACGACUUCGCUCCUCCUCCCUCGUCUCUUCCGGCGACAGAAACAAAGGUUUUGGCUGGAGAGCUGGUUCAAAAUGGCCUCAGCGGGCUCUACAGUCGGCUGAAGGAGGCGGUGGGCGCUGGCGGAGCGAGGCAGCAAGACCUCGACGAUGGCGAUAGCUUCGAUGCUGCGUCGAAACGCAGCACUAGCACCACGGCUACAACCCCGAAAAUACCCAUCGCUUCUCUCACCCGCGUAGAAACCGCCGCCACAAGCUCCUCGUUCAACUCGGGGACCACGCACGACGGUCCCAUGACAGGCACUUCCUCGUCAGGAAUGAACACCGUCAUGUCUGAUAGCCAGUCACAUCCCCCUCAGUCAUCGAAAGCGACAUCCAUUUCCGCCAUGACGGCGUCUAAAUCGAGCGCCGCCAGCAGGCAAAGUUUGCCAAGCGUGGCCAAAGCCUCGGCGGUCACGGCUAUCAAUCCAGAGGUCGCUCCGGCCACAGCACCAAGAAGCGUAGUCCGCAUGGAGGAUGGCCCAGUUCGAUCCUCUGGGAGGAGGAGCAUCAGCAAACACCCUGAUCCUCGGCUAUUUGGGAUCGGACAUGAGCACAAGUUUGAUGUUCUAGAGCCAAAACCCAGCGCAAUCCUCCCCGAGCGAGCCCAUGGAAUUAUUCCCCGGCCCAGACGUGAAGACGCGGCUGUCGACGGUCCUUCGGAUAAGCCUCUGAGCCCGAUCAAAACCAGCGCACCGCAGCUGCCUAAGCUGCAGACUGCGGAUCCCCGGUCGCCUACAUUAUCGACGUCGUCGAUGAUGCUAGUUCCCAAGCGACCAGCAGUUAUCGAUCGCAUUAGUCGUUCCCGGUCACCCGGCUAUACCCCAUCAAGGUCUUCUUCCAUGGAGCAUGUCACCGCAGAACCCAGCCCCAUCAGUACGACUGCCCACGACUCUGUGCAUCAUGACUCUUUUGCCCACGCCGCUCAGCCCAUACAUGGGAGGACGGGGGCUUUGCGCAUUCCUGGUACAACGACCAACGAAGGUGCCCCUGAACAAGUCAACGCUAGGCUUGAUAGGAUGCGGCGUCAGGUUCUGAGUAAAGAAUUCUGGAUGGCCGAUGAAACGUGCAAAGAAUGUUUUAUAUGCGGUCAGCCGUUCUCGGCCUUCAGGAGAAAGCACCAUUGUCGAACCUGCGGGUGUAUCUUUGAUUCCAAGUGCACUUCCAUCAUCCCAGCCUCAAAAUUCGGAAUGACCGGGACUCUUCGAGUUUGCAAAACUUGCCUAAAAGUCAUUAAUCAGCGACUAUAUGAAGGGAGCGGCUCUGACGACUCCGGGGACGACUCGUUUUUGCCAGCCCUUUUCCGUCAAACUAAGGCGACCCCCAAGGUCACGCAGGCAGAGGCCGAGGUUGAAGAGCCGAGCUUUGCUGAUCGCAUGGAGGACUUGGGCGACGCAAGAUCUGUCCAGACACCCAUGAUGGCAAUACCCGCGACCAGAAGGAUCAACGACUCUAACCGAAACUCGGCCAUUCUUGAAAUAGAUGCACCGCAGCUCAGCCGUCCGAGUUCCUCACGUUCUCUGAGGUCACUAACAUCCGCAAACCGGCCACAAUCGUCAGGUCACAGACGACACCAUUCGAAGCAUCACAACAAUUUCAUGUCGAGGUUCAAACCAAUGCCAGACGAUAGAGCCCCGUUCCGCAAGGGAAUCACCGAGGAGAUGGCGAAGAAACCGAAAUAUCCGGCUUUCCAUGACGACAAUAUUAUCGACCCUGAACUGGCUGCCUACAUGUCAGACGAGUCCAGCGGCGACGAACAGAUGAGCAUAUUUGCCACCAUGUCAAAUGCCGAUCUGCAACCGUCAAGCUACGACCAUGAGAAGUCAAGUUUCGGACCGUUCUUGAGCACGGGAAGGAGACACCGACUUGGGAGAGGAGAGAAGAGUGUCAGCGGGUUGAGCUUCACAAGCCGCGGAAUGGAUGACAAUGCUGGCUCUGGAAGUCUUAUCGGCCAUGGCCGCCCCGCGAGAAGACGCAAUCUCAGCAAUGUGAGCCAUCAGAUGAGGUCCCCACGCCCCAAAUCUGGCAUCUUCAAGGGUCCCUCUGCAUCCAACGAGAAUGUUUUCACCAUUGAGAAUCCUGCUAUUGAAGCUACGAAAUUGACUAGAAGCGAUUCGAUGCAAGCGGACAAGCAGCCACAGGUGGAGCUCAAUCCAUCCAGCAUGCUGCACGUCAAGAGACUCUUACAUCAGUUGCUCGAAGAUUCCGGCAUACCCAAUGUGCCAGCGUGGGAAAAGGCUCUAGUCCCCAUUUUGCUCCAGUGCACCGACGACGUUACCCCCGAUAUUAGAGUGGGAGAUGACAUGGACAUUCGCCAUUACGUCAAGCUGAAGAAAAUACCAGGCGGAAAACCGGGUGACACGAGCUACGCCUCAGGUGUCAUUUUCACAAAGAACCUUGCUCUCAAGAGCAUGCCACGCCGCAUUCUGAAUCCUCGUAUCGUCAUUGUCUCUUUCCCAAUAGAGUACCAGCGUCACCAGCAACACUUCAUGAGCCUGCAACCAGUCAUCGAGCAGGAGAAAGAGUUCUUACGAAUUGUCGUCAAUCGCAUUAUCAAUUUGCGCCCACAAUUACUUCUUUGCGAAAAAUCCGUGUCUGGUGUUGCGUUACAAUAUCUCUCUGAGGCGGGCAUAGCUGUCGCGUACAACGUCAAGCCAUCUGUUAUCGAAGCCGUAUCAAGAUGUGCGGAAACGGACAUCAUCUCCUCUCUCGAUAUGCUGGCCUUACAAGUCCAGGUAGGGAGAUCUGGCGGCUUCGAAGUCAAGACCUAUGUCAACAAAAACUAUCCCGGAAAGAAGAAGACGUACAUCUUCCUUUCAGGGUGUUCUGAGAAGCUUGGUUGUACGAUCGCUCUUCGUGGCGACUCAACUGAAGUCCUCUCGAAAAUGAAGAAGAUCACAGAGUUCAUGGUCUAUGUUGUCUACAACUUGAAGCUGGAGACGUGCUUAAUGAGAGACGAGUACAUCCAACUACCAGCAGAGCCCGAGGAAUCGUCCUCCCUGUCAUCAUCUCUCCGCCACAAUCCUGAGGAUGGUCCUAAAUCACUCAGCGCAUCAACUGAACUCGCAGAGACGGGACCACAGAUAUUGAAGACCUCGCCCCCUGAGUCUGAACUCCCUACACAAACAAGUGACGGCACGUCGCUGGUCACUGCUGAGGGGACCGUUUCAUCAGAUCAGACUGAAGAGCCUGUUGCAGAAGAACGACCUCCGCUUGUAUCUCUUCAUGCCUCUCACGUUCCACCCACGUCUCCUGAGUCUCAAGUGCCAGAAGACGUGCCGAUGCCAACAUACUAUAGCGAUAUGGUUGCGAGAUACGAGACCAAGAUUCUGUCGGCCUCUCCAUUCGUCAAGUUUGCGCAGCCUUACUUGCUCAUGAAGGCGCGAGAGCAAGAACGGAGAUUGGUCUACUUGAAGCGCCUGAGAGAUCAAGAUGUUGUUGAAGAACAGAUUGAUGCCGAAAAAUCAAAGUCGCAAAAGUUCCAGCUCAUCAAGCCUGAAAUGGUACAUGCUAUUGGACAGAAGGCGCCACGCCAGGUUAUGGAAAUCCUGCACGCCGUCCACGAUGCCGAAUAUGACAAGGCGCUGUACAACUACCAGCUUCAGACCCGGCAAUGGGAAAACUACAUCCAGGGCAACCUCGACCUUUUCGAUCCCUAUUCCCACCAGAACAUUGUCGUUCUGUACUCAGUCAUUUGUACAGAGACGAAAAUUCCGUGCUCGGAACCUGGAUUGAUCGCGAUUGCGUUCUACGAUGAGCAUGUCGACGAGAGCGGAAGCAUGGAUCCGGACUGCACUCUCGGUCAGUACAUUGAAGACCUGUGCAUCAGUAAGGACUCGAUAUGCACAGCCAAUGGAUGUGACCGGAAGAUGACGGCGCAUCAUCGCACUUACGUCCACGAUGAGUCGCGAGUCACUAUCUUUGUUGAGCCGGCGGCGAAAAGACGCAACUUGGACGGCAUAACCAUGUGGAGCUACUGCAAAACAUGCAAGAAGGAUUCUCCUGAGAUGGGGAUGUCUGACAGCACAUGGAAAUACUCUUUUGGCAAGUACCUUGAGCUUCUCUUUUGGAGCAGGGGCCUGCGGCUCCACGAGUUCUCUGGCUGCCCGCACGACCAUCACCGCGACCACAUCCGUUACUUCCAUUACCGCGACACCUGGGUGAGGAUUCAUUACGAUCCCAUCGAUCUUCUCGAAAUUGUCGUUCCCAGAGCUCGGAUUACGUGGAAGGUCGAAAACGACCUAAAGCUCAAGAACGAGAUUUUUAACAAAAUCGAAGAACGAUGGGCGCGCUUCAUCAACUCUGUCAAGUUCAGGCUCAAGAGUAUCCGCAUCGAUAGCGUCCUACCUGAAAAGGCCGAUGCGUGUAAGACUGAAGUUGACCGACUUGCCAAGAAAGCGCAGGAUGAUCAAGUCGCGUUGACCCGCAGACUUCAGGAAACUUACGUCAAUUCCAAGUACUACGAAGUCAUUCCGUUCAAUGCCAUUGUCAGAGAGAUGCUGGAGAAGGCUGGAGAUUGGGAUGCUUCCUUCACCAAAUUCGAGACCGACUUCUUGCCGGACAAAGAUUUGCGACAAUUGACGAUGCUCCAGCUCAAGAAGAUAUUCUCAGACAACGAAUCAAGAGAGUCUCUUCCCUCCACAGAUGGAAACUCCACUGUGGACUCUGGGGAACCGCCGUCUCAAACUUUCUCGGAUGAUGCUGAUGAGAAGUCUUCCACUCAACCAACGGACCCAACUGAACCUAGUGAGGAAGGUGUCUCGGAGACGACCAAGAAUGAAGGCGAGCCGGAGAACGAGCCUGAGGAGUUUAAGGAAAAGGAGCCCAUUCCAGAGCCAGAGCCAUCUCAAGACCAAGAAUCUGGACCUGAUGCCAAGGACAAGCCUGCCGCCGGAGACGAGAAUCCUGAGUCCUCGGAAACCAGCAAAAUCAGUACGCUGGCCGAGUCCGUCCUGGAGAGAGUAGAGCCACUGGACUUGGCUACCCCAAGCUCACCGAAGGGGAAGAGUCCUUUCUCCUUUGCUGCCAUCGACGAAGCUGGAGAACUUUCGAGCGUUUCGGGUGCUAUCGAGGCGACUUCACCAACUGCCAGACCGCCACUGACUACGACCUCGACCGGAAUUUCUCUUUCAGAGAAAGUUGAGCAACUUCGACGUGAGCAACAGGUCAUGGGUAACGAGUUGCCCCCAGCCAACGAGCCCGCCGAGGCACCGAAAACAAACCCGGAGCGAACUUUGGCUCGCAGGGCUCCGAUGAUUAGAACUCUAUCUCAGCCCGCCCAAACGCUACCGAGAUCCCAACCAAGCUUUGCCAAGUCAAUCUUGCCAAAGGAUAGUGCAGGGCCCAGCGAAAACUCCAGCGAGACAUCCUUCAAAGUGGAAAAGAAACCGUUCAUGGCGUUGGGAAUGAAGAGCCAUAGAAAGGCCGGUCCCUCCUCAAUCCCUCGGCUGAUCACCAAGAAGAAGGAUACGCAUGUGUCGUCUCAGGUAUCUAGGAUUGCCAAGCACUUUGAACAACUGAGCCGUGAAUUCGAGAAGGAAAGGCAAAGGGAAGAUCGCAGAAAGCGCCUUAUGAAACACCAGCCUCGUGCCGGACUGCCACGCUCGGCUACCAAGGCCAUUGUGGAGGUCUAUCACAACAUUGACAAUGCCGUCCAGGAGGCCGGACCGUCAAACACGGAACAAAACAACGAGAUCAAGAUUCUCGAGCCGAAGACUGCGCCCGUUACCCCGGCACCUCCAGGUGUUGUGCGCACGGAACCUGACACAAUGCCGCCCGUGGGGGAACCACAUCCCGCAACAGAAGCUCCGGCCGCAUCCGAAGAGCACCAUGUCGGCGGAGAGACUGAUGACACUGCGACAGUAACUGCCAGUCACGGUGGAUCCGAUGACGAGGGGCAAAGCGAUAACGAAGAAUCCAUAUUAGGCGACCUACUGCCCGAUGUGAAGGAGCUUGCAGAUUCUCUUGAGCCCAGCACGGAGAUUCCGUUGGAACUGCCCAAGCAUCAAAAGACUAGCUUGAUGAAGAUGCUCACAAACUUCUGGGCCGAGCGAUCUGCGAGCGGCUGGCCUCAGUUGGAUUACCCGGUCAAUGCCAGCGAUCAUAUUUUCCUCGACUCGGACGUGAUUGUACGAGAGGACGAGCCUUCCUCCGUCAUUGCUUUUGCCCUAAGCUCUGAUGACUACCGCACGAAGCUGGCUGAUAUUCGCCGUCAAGAGCGGAUGGCCAUACAAAAGGAUUAUGAGGCAUCGAAUCUUGAGGGCAAGUCUUCGGGUAUGUCUGACACUGGCGGUGAAUUCAUGAUGGAAGAGGGCGACCUGGAGAAGAGUCUGCUCAGGGCCACGGGCACUCAUCUCAAGUACCAAUUCAAGGAAGGUUCCGCGACAAUGCUCUGCAAGAUCUUCUAUGCCGAGCAAUUCGAUGCGCUUCGCCGGAAGUGCGGUGUUGCAGAUCGCAUUGUCGAGUCUCUUUCUCGCUGCUUGAAAUGGGACUCGAAGGGCGGGAAAACAAAGUCGGUGUUUCUCAAGACCCUUGAUGAUCGAUUGGUUCUGAAGGGCCUGUCGCCGAUUGAGACGUCGGCUUUCCUGCGAUUCGCUCCAGCCUACUUCGGCAUCAUGGCAGAGGCUCUAUUCCAUGAUUUGCCCUCUGUCAUUGCCAAGAUGCUGGGUUUCUUCCAACUCAUUAUCAAGAAUCCAGUCACUGGCGUCGAGAUCAAGCUUGAUCUUCUCCUGAUGGAGAACCUCUUUUACGACCGUGGCCCGACCCGUCUUUUCGACUUGAAAGGAUCAAUGCGCAAUCGCAAGAUCCAGUCCACAGGCGAGCAGAACGAGGUGCUCCUCGACGAGAACAUGGUUGAAUUCAUCUAUGAGUCUCCUUUAUUCGCGCGCGAGCAUUCCAAGAAGCUUCUGAGAGCAUCCGUUUGGAACGACACCCUGUUCCUCGCAAGACAGAACGUGAUGGACUACUCGUUGAUGAUCGCAGUGGACGAAGCUAAGAAGGAGUUGGUUGUUGGUAUCAUUGACUGCAUUCGGACGUACACGUGGGACAAGAAACUCGAGAGUUGGAUCAAAGAUCGAGGAUUUGCUGGCGGUGGCAGAAAUCGCCCGACAGUGACCAGUCCGAAGGAAUACAAGUCUCGUUUCCGGGAGGCGAUGGCAAGAUACAUCCUCCAAGCGCCAAAUUGCUGGCAUCAAUUCGGCGUGCCUCAACUCAACAACACCAUGAGGCCACGAUUCGAAUCGGAUGCCAAGGCCGAUUAA